Messenger RNA from Xyrauchen texanus (razorback sucker), 2826 nucleotides. RefSeq names its product ADP-ribosylation factor-like 14 effector protein (gene arl14ep). The record is from RefSeq and is a predicted model, not a curated record. NCBI's taxonomy places the organism in Eukaryota, Metazoa, Chordata, Actinopteri, Cypriniformes, Catostomidae. The transcript is spliced from 5 exons. Gene Ontology annotation, cellular component: intracellular membrane-bounded organelle.
UCAAAUGUCUUCUUUUUUAAACCACGUUUCCUCAAGAAAACGACAAAUCACAUAAUUUUACAUGUAAAACGUUGCGUGAUCCCAAAGAUACCAAACAAAGGCUAAUUUAAUCGGUAAUCUCAAUGCUGUGUGGUGUCGUCACUGGCCGCUGGAAUGGCGAUUUAAAUUUUUAGCAACAGCGCCUGCGUGGAAUAUAAUGCUCGCUUAUUUGUCUUUCUCGCGGUAAUCUCUGUACAAAAUUACUUUGUUUCCUGCAAAACAGUAACAGGAUUUUGUAAAAUGACUUUGUUUCCUACAGAACAGUAACAGGAUUCUGUAGUUAACGUUUUUAUCAUAUUGAAUCAUGCCUAUUUCCUGCUCAGCAACUGAUUGCUCGAACCGCUUUGUCAAAGGGUCAGCGAUCCGAUUCUACAGGUUUUCAAUCAGCAAACCUCAGCUGGCCGAGCAAUGGGUACAAAGCCUUGGGAGGAAGAACUUUGUUCCCACUCAGAACUCUUGUUUGUGCUCUGAGCAUUUCCAGACUGACUGCUUUCGUGACUAUAAUGGAAAACUGUUUCUCAGAGAGGAUGCUGUGCCUACUAUUUUCACAAAUUCUGGAGGAGAUGGUUUAAAGAUUGAGUUACGAAAAAAUAGAGGAGGAAUAGUGGCGAAGGAUGCAAAUGAAUCCAUUCGGUUUAGUGCGCAUACUGAUAGAGCCAAACAAAUGGCAAAGGACAGAAGACAGAAGCCUGAAGAAAUGUUUUUUUCUUUAUUUCAGGGCAGAAGCACAAAUGACCUGAGACGUGGAGGGGCAAAGCUCACAUCAGGUGACAGACUAACCCUGGCUAUCAAGAGUAAGGUGUAUGACAGCAAAGGCCUGCUGAUCUGAUGUGGGAGGGAUCUUUGCGACUGUCUGGAUGUAGACUGCAUGGGCUGCUUCUACCCAUGUCCUGAGUGUGGCUCGCGGAAGUGCGGUGUGAAGUGCAGGUGUGACCGGAAAUGGCUAUAUGAGCAGGUGGAAGUAGAGGGCGGUGAGAUCAUUCGCAACAAGUUUGCCAAUUAGCUAACCUGCUGGGAGACAAAAAAGAUGAUACUACUUCUGUAACUGAGAAUAGAGGACUGGCACUGGCUUUGUGUAUGGACAUCGCAGAAGUAUACGGUUGAAUUGAUAUCUUGUUUAUUUUUUGAAUGUUUUUGAAAUGCUUGUUGCUAUAUUUCCAUGCUAUCACUAAUACAUAGCUGUAUUCAUUGUUUAAUCCUUCCAGGAUAACUGUUAUGCUGUAGUCUAAUUGUCUGUGUUUGAAAUUUGCUUUUACACUUAUAAAAUAAAAUAAUAAAUAAGUAAAAUAAAAUAAAAGCAGAACAUAAAUCAACCAGAGUGCACAGUGCUGAUUCAAAGGUUUACAAUGAUGAUCUCUUAACCCCAUUUUGAAUGCUGUAAAUAUUUGGGAAUAUGUAGCUACUGGAAGCUACGUGUCUGUAAAAUGCCUGAAUAACACACAAAACCUGUAUUGACAUGUUGUCCGUGAUACACAAUGCUAUAUUUUCUUGUGAAAAUUUGAUACCUGAACACUGUAUUGGCCGAUAAAAUACCAGUGUGGAUUAUUGAAGGGGUUGGUUACCCCUGUUUCUUUCGUCUAUUGAAUACAUUUACUAGGAAAUGUUAUAAUCAAAAGGUAGUCUUCUUCCAUGUGCAUUUAUUCAGGUGUGUAUAAUUAUGAAUGUUACAUGUCAUUUGUGUAUUUGGUCUCUGAGGGUCUGACCCAUGUCAGGAGUGCAGUAACAAUGCUUGAUCAUUUAGCCUGGCUCCUUUAGAACAAAUAUGCAUGUGAGCUGUGGUUAAUUCAUCAAUCAUUAAUCAAAUUAUGCAAGAGUUUUAUUGUAAGUUUUAGGUCACUACUCACUACUACUACUGUACCACAUGUAUUUACUGACACAAAUGCAAUCUUAGCGCUCGUAACUAAAAUAUUUUUAGUCAUGUUUGUUCAAGCUGGAUUAGGCCUGUGUUUCAGUGAGGUCUGCCUCAACCUUGAGGGAAAGGUAGUCGUCAGUUUUGUUCAGUCUAAUGAUGACAUAGCAAGGAUUGCUUGGAGUUUUAAGAGUCCUUUGAUUGCAUGAGCCAAAAGAAUUGAGCUCCAAAGGUAUCUAAAAGGAGAAGAGCCUUUUGAUUCAUGAUUCACCUCUGACCAUUAUCAGCUGACCAUCUUGACUUCGUGUUUUAAAUUGUAAACUUUGAAUGAUUGCAUUCUCACAGCUGAACAGAACACCAUGUUUGGAUGUUUCUAGAAUUAUCUGUUCUGUUCACCUAUCAGAACUCUGUACUUGUAAGAGAUUAUGUCAGUUAAUUUGCAUAUGCCUAUAAUUACUGUUGUUUCAGUAGUCUAAUUUAGUAAGAGGCUAGACCCUCCGUUCAUUUUCUGUUUCUCUCUUUUGCCUUUGGAAAUGUGGAGAACUUUGUCUUCGGAAAACUUUCAUCUGAUUGAAACUCCUGGUCUUCAUUAUUUAUUCUGGUCACUCUAAUAGGUCAAGCUGUAUUCCCCUACAAUAUCUAUACCUCACUGUGUGGAACUGAUUUGAAGUGCUUUAUAUGGAAAGAAAUACAAAUAUCCAACUACACAACUAAGCCUUUCUUUAUUGUUCUCUUCUGGAUAAUGCAGCAGCAAAAUUAACAGUAAUUCCAGGGAAAGUCUUCACUAGAAAAGAAGAUAGUUCUCUUUCCAAAUGUUUUUUUCUACUUGUGUCUGACCUCUCAUAUUAUACAGCACUCUGAGAACUGAAAACAGCAGUGCAUCAUGAGCCUCGCAUGUGCUAUGUGUGUGACAACAGCAGCACUCAUUCAGUGAUGAA